Molecule: messenger RNA, 3123 nt
Organism: Bufo bufo (common toad)
Lineage: Eukaryota; Metazoa; Chordata; Amphibia; Anura; Bufonidae
Product: dimethylaniline monooxygenase [N-oxide-forming] 2-like
Exons: 9
Coding region: 158-1762 (534 amino acids)
Molecular function (GO): NADP binding; N,N-dimethylaniline monooxygenase activity; flavin adenine dinucleotide binding
Source: RefSeq, a predicted model, not a curated record
GAUUUCAUGAAAUUUGCCAAGAGGAAUGUUCAACGCCUUGAGAGGAGUAUCAUUUUCUAGCUUCCUCGGCUGACAAGCAUUAUUCUUGCCAAGUGAAGAACUCUUGUCUGUCUUCAUCCAAAACUAGGAUCAAACAACAAUUAAACUAAGCUUGAACAUGAAGGUUGCUGUGAUUGGAGCAGGAGUAAGUGGCUUGACAUCCAUUAAAUGUUGCCUGGAGGAAGGGCUGGCACCCACCUGCUUUGAAAGGAGCGAUGAUAUUGGUGGGCUGUGGAGGUUUUCUGACAAUAUAGAGCAUGGCAGAGGCAGCAUUUAUCAAUCUGUCGUCAGCAAUACGAGCAAAGAACUUAUGUGCUACAGUGACUUCCCGUUCCCAGAAAACUACCCAAACUUUAUUCACAAUUCUAAGAUGUUGGAGUACCAAAGAAAAUAUGCAGAACACUUUAAUCUAGUGAAAUAUAUCCAAUUCAAGACUGUAGUCAUCAGUGUGAAGAAGUGCAAAGAUUUUGAAAACAGUGGGCAGUGGUAUGUCACCACAGAAAAGAAUGGGAAGCAGGAAUCAACAAUUUUUGAUGCGGUCAUGGUUUGUUCUGGUCACCACACCGAUCCGUACUAUCCACUGGAAUCUUAUCCAGGCAUUAAACUGUUUAAAGGAAAAUACUUCCACAGCCGUGAAUAUAAGAAUUCUGAUGACUACAAAGGAAAACGAGUUGUUAUUGUUGGAAUGGGGAAUUCGGCAGCUGAUAUUGCUGUUGAGCUCAGUCGUACUGCUUCCCAGGUGUUUCUCAGUACCAGGAGAGGAGCAUGGGUCAUAAGUCGUGUGUUUGAUCAUGGAUAUCCAUGGGACAUCUGUUUUGAUACGCGAUUUGAGACUUUCAAAAGGAACAGUCUUCUUCCUAUGUCGAUUGUGUCAAGUCUUACUGAGAAAAAGAUGAACGAGUGGUUUUGCCACGCUAAUUUUGGGCUUCAACCUGUUGAUCGGUCACAAUUCAAAGAGCCCUUGCUCAAUGAUGAGCUGCCAAGCCGUAUAACCUGUGGAUUUGUACUGAUAAAACCGUCUGUGUCCGACUUCACUGAAACCGGCGUAAAAUUUAAUGAUGGAUCCAUUGAGGAGAACAUUGAUGUUGUCAUAUUUGCAACGGGAUAUUCUUUUUAUUUCCCAUUCUUAGAUGAAUCGGUCAUCAAAAUGGAAAAAAACACUGUCGCUUUAUAUAAACACAUUGUCCCCCCGACCUUAGAAAAGCCAACACUGGGCAUUAUUGGUCUUCUUCAACCUCUUGGACCUAUAAUGCCAACCUCAGAACUACAGGCACGCUGGCUCACAAGAGUUUUCAAAGGACUGUGCCCAUAUCCUCCAUUAACGGUUGUGAUGGAUGACAUUAGAAAGAAACAUAACAGCUUCAUUAAAAGAUUUGGAACAACAAGGGAGAACCGUUUGCAAGUGGAUUUUGUUGAAUAUGUGGAUGAACUGGCAUCUGACAUUGGUGUAAAGCCCAACAUUUUUUCAUUGUUUCUAUCUGAUCCCCUGCUUGCCAUGGCGCUCUUCUUCGGUCCUUGUACACCAACGCAUUUCCGAUUAGUUGGCCCAGGGAAUUGGAGCCCUGCCAGAGAAAUGAUCUUGACCACAUGGGAUCGAAUUAUAAAGCCUACUAAGACUCGUGUUGUAAAUAAAGGAAAAUCAUCUUUGUCAUUCGUUACCAAAGUCCUUGGAGCUCUUUGUGUCUUGGCGGUUAUUGUAGCUAUGGUCAUGUACAAAUAUUGAUUUCUUUAUGGUACUUUGACCAACCAGCUAUUAUUAAUAUGCUUCUUAUAAAGUGAUUUGAGAUGUUGUCAAAAGAGGUUGUCUGGUUUAGAAAUAAAAUAUUUCCUUUUCUAGACCCACGUCUUUAAAACCGAGAAAAUUGCACCAAAAGAGGGCCUCACUCUGGAGGACCCAACAUGUCAACUCAUUACGAGAAUUGACCAUUGAUUUCCAUGGGAACUGUGUAAUACUCCAUUUUCGUGUGGUGGUGCUGCAGAGGAGUUGAACAUUUUUCUACUGGGUUCCCACCCAGAUUACAGCUGAUCACAGUGGAAAGCCCUGUGAUCAGUUUAUCACUGAGAUACUUCACUAACAAUCAGAUGUUUUCAAAGAUGAAUUGACAACCCCUUUUGGUAAUAAAAUCAUAUUGUCCAAUUGCUGUGCCAUAUCAUUUGAAUGCAUUGCGUUGAUUACUGCUAUAGGUGGUGGAAAGUCACUGCCUGGUUCUAGACUGACUUGCAAAGAUAUGAUUGAUAUGUGAUAUGACAAUGUUUGCUAUUACUAUAUUUAUAAUUUUUUCUGCCACUUAUUACUUUAUCCAUAAGAAGACGCACUUGCUUAUCAGCAUAAGCAUCUUAAUGUCAAAUUAAUAAAUGGAAUACAUAGACUUGCUAACAGUUAUAAUAGUUAAAGUAUUAACCAAUUUUAUUAGUAAAUAUAAUGUACCUGAUUACUAUUUUAUCAUGGUGCCAUUUAACCCCUUACCAUACUUUGACAUAAUUAUGUUUCUAGGUAAAGGCUUACACUGUGCACUGUCAUGCACAGUUAUGUUGCAGGGAAGGCAGUAUUGCCUGUAGUAGUUAUGCCCGCACCAUCGGCAGUGGUAGGUGACUGUAAUAUACAGCUGGGCCCAGAUGCCAUCGUCAAGGGCAACCACAGCAUCUAAGCGGUUAAACAGAGGGAGGCACUUAAUGCAAUCACAGGAUGCUGAUGGUUUCUAUGGCAGCUGGGGUACAUAUGCCCAUUAGAUCCUCUGGGAGGCAGGAUAUAACAGGCUGCAUGUCAGUGGUAUACUGACUAGCAGACAGAAUGUAUUUUACUACAUAAGUAGAAAAGUAUAUUAUGCAUGUAAUGAAAGGAUUGCUUCUUCAGGUUCGCUUGUGAGACUAAUAACUUUUUUUUUUACUACAUUAAGAUGUAAAAAUGGGAAAAAAAAUCACAUUUUUAUCAAUAAAAGAUUCUUUAUUAUAAGAAAGCAAAAACCACAAAAAUCUAUAUAAAUGUAGUAUUGCUGUCUUCAUAACCACCCAUCCUAUAAAGUUAUAAUCUAAUUUACCUACAUGGUGAACGUUGUAAACAAAAUUAAAAAAUAGUUGGCAAAA